Trichomycterus rosablanca is the source of this 1050-nucleotide messenger RNA. RefSeq lists its product as uncharacterized. NCBI's taxonomy places the organism in Eukaryota, Metazoa, Chordata, Actinopteri, Siluriformes, Trichomycteridae. The record is from RefSeq and is a predicted model, not a curated record. The transcript has 4 exons. Bases 12 to 875 code for a protein of 287 amino acids.
AACUUGUUACCAUGGCAGCCGAAGCAUUAAUAUUAGGACAGCACCGUGUGAUGAAUGUUUCAUCUUUUAACAACAAGAACCUGAAGGAUCUGAGAACGCCGUGUAAUACCCCUGAGUCCAGCACCACCCACACUCCCAAAACCAAUGUUUUCACUUUAGACCUUCACGAUGACGUGAUGGAGCAGCAGAACUUCAGUGUUUGUGGCUUUAAGACCACAGUGCACUUCCACAAGUCUUUUAUGCUGAUACCCAAAAAAUCAGAAAGGCAGGAGGUCAGAGAUCCCACUGUCCAUGUCCAAACUCACAAACUCAAACCCUCUCCUCACCCAAAGCCCUGUCGUACCAACAUCACUGUAGAGAAGCUCCUCAUCAGUAAAAGCCACCAGCGCCCGAGCCUCGCCACAUUUCAGCUGAUCGAAAAGUCGUAUCAAGAAAAAGAAAAGCUGGAGAGACUGAAGGAUCGAGUCGAGAAUGUGAAACACUUACAGAACCAACGUGACCACGCCCGAGCUCAGCGUGAUACCUACCUAGAAACUCAGAGGACAGAGGCGCUGCUGAGACAGGAACGAGAACGAGACCAACUGGAGAAAACCCUCAAAAUACAGAAAACCAAACUAAACCUAGAGGUGCAGCUCGCCAAGCAGAAGAACCUCAGGUUCCUCCAGGAGAAGAGCAGGAACACGUCAGAGCGGGAGAUGGUCCAGGAAUUCAACAGGCAGCGCAGCGUUCUGGCUAAAACCAUCACAAACCACGUCGCUCACCAAAAACUCAACCAGGAUCAGCAUGAGAAGAGACGACACGUCACCACCAGCAAAGAGCAGGAAAUCAGGAAACAGAAGAUUCAGGUUCCCGUUCACACCGUUACUGUUCGUUAACCAUCAAUAGCAGCUCCUGCACUAUCAGAACAGAUCAGCUGGGUUAUUCAUCAACUCAGCCUUUACCCCAAAACUUCCUGAACCCCUCCAGAACUCAUAUAGUCCACCUGAACCCCUCCAGAACGUUUACAGUCCUGCAGAACUCUAAUAAAGUGAUUUAAUGAUCCAGAUUAAA